AUGCUAGAAGGCUUCAGAGGGAAAUGUAAUUUUCGGCAAUAUAUCCCUAACAAGCCUGACAAGUAUGGUAUAAAAAUAUUUUCACUCGUAGAUGCUCGUUUAUUUUACACAACAAAUAUGGAAGUUUACGUAGGGAAACAACCUAAUGGUCCUUAUAAUCAAGAUAAUAGUGCAUCAAGUAKUGUCAAGAGGAUGAUUUCUCCAAUUUCCAAAACGGGUAGGAACUUGACCAUUGAUAAUUGGUUUACAUCUGUUCCAUUGGCCGUUGACCUGUUACAAAACCAUAGAAUUACUAUGGUUGGGACAAUUAGAAAAAAUAAAAGAGAAAUACCUCCUCUUUUUUUGGACACAAAGAAACGAGAAGUGUAUAGUAGUAAAUUUGGAUAUAGAAAAGAAUGUUUAUUAGUAUCAUACGUACCAAAAAAAAAUAAAAAUGUACUGAUGUUGUCAACAAUGCACAAACGUCAAUUUUUAAAAUUUCUUGGGCAAGAUCUAUGUGAACCAUUUAUGGUACAACGACUGAAUUGUAAAAAUUUGUCUUUUGAUCUUCGAAAACAAAUAAAUCGUUUCACCGGUCAAAUCUCCACACCAACUCAAGAGGACCCAAGACCUACAGAAAGAGUUAAAAAUGCUUACUGUCCUGCAAGGAAAAAUCGCUAUACCGUGGUAAAAUGUGCAAGGUGCUUUGUGCCAUUAUGUAAAGAACACACAUUAGCCCUAUGCAGUUUGURCAAUGGAAACAACGAAGAUUUAGAUGAUUAG
Messenger RNA from Diuraphis noxia (Russian wheat aphid), 762 nucleotides. RefSeq lists its product as uncharacterized. Lineage: Eukaryota; Metazoa; Arthropoda; Insecta; Hemiptera; Aphididae. The record is from RefSeq and is a predicted model, not a curated record.